ACAGGAAGGAAAUGGUCCACGUGUUUCUAUGGGAACGGUCGUGGCGUUCUCGUCCGGAUAGUUAUGGCGGAUGAUUUGGACGAUUUACUUGAUGAAGUCGAAUCAAAGUUUUGUUGCAGCAGUUCGUCAUCAAAACAACCAUCUAAUGAUUUAAAAAGAACGAAGCGAAACUGCGUGAAGCAGGAGGAAAAGAAACAGUCGAGAAAACAGGGGUGCAAAGGAAGUGAAUACGAAAAUGAUGAUAUUGAUGCUGUCCUACAGGAAAUAUUGGAUGAUGAUUAUCAGCCCAUAAGUACACAUGACCCUAUUGCAACAAAGAUUUCCACAAGUGACUCAUGUUCUCAGACAAUAUCCAAGUGUUGCCCCGUGUUCCUUGGUGGAAGUUCUGUACCACAUGGAAUUGGAACCAGCAUUUCUCAAAGGGCCUGCAACCAGUUGAGGUGCACAUCUUGCGACUUUGGUGUAGCCAUAUUUGACGAUCUUGAGUGGGACUCAUCCUGCGACUAUUUAUUUUUCAGGAAUAACAUGCCAGACUAUUACAAACUAAAAGCCAAACUGAGAAGGAAAAAGGGUGGGCGGGCGUACGCCUGCCAGUGUAGCUGGCACUCUGCCCUGUCGCUCUCGGACCUGAGAGAUCAGCACCAGCUAAAAUGGGUUUGUGGCAAACACAAAGUAUGAAAACGGAACAUGCAGCAGUUCUUCCUCUGACAAUUUUAUCUUUUGUCAUCAAGCAAGAAAUACUUUGUUCUCUCUUCCUCACAAAACAAUGCUGGCCAUUUUCAAAAAGUUUUUUUUUUCUGCAAAACUGCAAUCUGUGAGGUUGGAUGACAAAAAAGUUUUUUCUUUUUUCUGUCAGCUUCUUUGAAUAUAUUAUUGUUUUUGUUUUGUUUUUCUGUGUACUGUGCAUGUAGUAUUGUUUGGUUUUACAUAAUUUGGCAUGUAGAUGUCAUCAUCUCCUGCUCAGGGGGCGUGUGCAAUUUUUUCUCCAAUAAAAUACUAUCUAGAAUGAGAACGUUCCCUCCUCUAAUAUCACCUACAAUUGACUAGCAAGACCUACUGUGAGCUUUGAGGUUUUUAAUCAAUGGUAUACAGGUAUGUCUUUGUUGAAGGCAUCAGUCUGCAUUAUUUAAAUUUCACUAUACACCGAUAAGCCACAACAUUAAAACCACCUGCCUAAUAUCAUGUAGGUACCCCCAUGCUGCCAAAACAGCUCUGACCCAUCGAGGUAUGGACUCCUCAAGACAUCUGAAGGUGUCCUGCGGUAUCUGGCACCAAGACGUUAGCAGCAGAUUCUUGAAGUCCUGUAAGUUGCAAGGUGGAGCCUCCAUGGAUCGGACUUGUUGGUCCAGCCACAGUGUGGAAAGGCACAUUAUCCUGCUGAAAGAGGCCACUGCCAUCAGGGAAUACUGUUGCUAUGAAGGGGUGUAUGUGGUCUGCAACAAUCUUUAGGUAGGUGGUAUUUGUAAAGGAACAUCCACAUGAAUGCCAGGACCCAAGGUUUCCCAGCAGAACAUUGCCCAGAACAUCACACUGCUUCCACUGGCCUGCCUUCUUCCCAUGGUGCAUCCUGCUGCCAUCUCUUCCCCAGGUAAAUGACACACCCGGCCGUCCACAUGAUCUAAAGGAAAACGUGAUUCAUCAGAGGAGGCCACCUUCUUCCAUUGCUCCAUUGCCUAGUUCUGAUACUCACGUGCCCAUUGCAGGUGCUUUCGGCGGUGGACAGCAGUCAGCAUGGGCACUCUGACCUGUCUGUGGCUUCGCAGCCCCAUACGCAGCAAGCUGCAAUGCACUGUGUUCUGACACCUUUCUAUCAUGGCCAUCAAGUUUUUCAGCAAUUUGUGCUACAGUAGCUCUUCUGUGGGAUCGGGCCAGACGGGCUAGCCUUCGCUCCCCACACGCAUCAGUGAGCCUUGGGUGCCCAUGACCCUGUCGCCUGUUCGCCGGUUGUCCUUCCUUGGACCACUUUUGGUAGGUACUAAACACUGCAUACUGGGAACACCCCAAAUGACCUGCUCUGGAGAUGCUCUGACCCAGUCUUCUAGCCAUCACAAUUUGGCACUUGUCAGAGUCGCUCAGAUAAUAAUUAAUAAUAAUAAUUUUCUUUAUUUAUCACACAUAUACAGUGAAAUUCUUCUUUUUCACAUAUCCCAGCUAGGCUGGGGUCAGAGUGCAGGGUCAGCCAUGAUAUGGCACCCCUGGAGCAGAUAGGGUCAAGGGCCUUGCUCAAGGGCCCAACAGUGGCAUCUUGGCAGUGCUGGGGCUUGAACCCCCAACCUUCUGAUCAGUAACCCAGAGCCUUAACCGCUGAGCUACCACUGCCCAUUAUUCCUGCUUCCAACACAUGAAAUUCAAGAACUGACUGUUCACUUGUUGCCUAAUAUUUCCCACACCUUGACAGGUGCCAUUGUAACAAGAUAAUCAGUGUUAUUCAUUUCACCUGUCAGUGGUUUUAAUCACUUGUCUAAAUGUAUUUAUUUCCAUCUUAGGAAACAAAACAAAACAAUAUGUAGCAAUAUAAUGCUUUAUUUAUUUAUUUUUGUGGAUUUUGUCCCCAAAUUGGCAUGCCCAAUUUCCAAUGCGCUGUAAGUCCUCAUGGUGAUGUAGUGGCUCACCUCAAUCUCGGUGGCGGAGGAUGAAUCUCAGUUGCCUCCACAUCUGAGACAGUCAAUCCAUGCAUCUUAUCACGUAGUUUGUUGAGCGCGUUACCGCAGAGACCUACCGCCUGUGGAGGCUCACGCUAUUCUCCGCGGCAUCCAUGCACAACUCACCACGUGCCCCAACGAGAACGAGAACCACAUUAUAGCAACCAUGAGGAGAUUAACCCAAUGUGACUCUACCCACCCUAGCAACCAGGCCAAUUGGUUGCUUAGGAAGCCUGACUGGAGUCACUCAGCAUGCCCUGGAUUCAAACUUACAACUCCAGGUGUGGUAGUCAGCAUCUUUACUUGCUGAGCUACCAACCAAGCUACCAGGCCCCCAUAAUAUAAUGCUUUAUUAAAAUUUUUCAAACAAAGCCUUCCACAAUAUAAAGACAAUGCACUAAAAUAUCACCAAUUCAAGUAACAUUAAGUGUUUCUCAAUGUCUAAGUGGGAGUUUGACUAAUUGAAAGAACUAGUCCCCACAUAGAUUGUAUAUUCAUUGCAAUUGGAAUUAAAUGCCUUAAACUCUCAUCCUCCACAAAAUUAAUUUGCUGGUAGACUGUGGCUAUGCACUUUGUUACAGCAAUUGUGAAGCUGGGUUCAUGAUUCGCGUCAGGCCUCAACGCCAGCGUCAAGCACUGCUUUGAACUCCACAUGAACAGGGCUUGCAAACAAAAACGUCUCAUUCUGCAUUUUGGUGAUACUUAAGAUUUGGUUUGCGUCUGUGGUUAUUAAAAUGUGCCUUACAUAGGCUGAAAAAUACUUGAUUUCUAUCACAAGUCCCAUCUGGGCUUGUUUUGUACAUAAAAAUAGUGUUAAGAGCUCUUUUUUCCAUCAUUUUAUCACUGACAGGGAAGCGCUGUCAGAGAUUCUUUUAUUUACUGAGAUAACCUCCGUGGCUCUAUUAUAGGAGAGAGCGUAACAGUCAACUAGCAUGUUAUGACCGUUCCACCCAUAGAAUGUCUAUUGGACAGCUGCAUUAUGCUGUUUUAUGCUAAGCUUGUUGGUCCACCCUGGUAGAAGGGCUGUGGCACGUGCGUCAGUGUAAUGAUUCCAGGCGGACACAUUACAAAGGUUCUGCCCUUCACACCAGUGUUUAUGCUGUAUUAACGGUAAAUACGUUAAUCGCAAUUAAGAAAAAUUAACGCGUUAAACUUUUUUAAUCGCAUGCGUUAAUUCUGACAGCUCUAAUAUAUAUA
Molecule: messenger RNA, 3839 nt
Organism: Myxocyprinus asiaticus (Chinese sucker)
Lineage: Eukaryota; Metazoa; Chordata; Actinopteri; Cypriniformes; Catostomidae
Product: cilia- and flagella-associated protein 418-like
Exons: 6
Coding region: 64-678 (204 amino acids)
Cellular component (GO): cytosol
Source: RefSeq, a predicted model, not a curated record